Haliotis rufescens (red abalone) is the source of this 3530-nucleotide messenger RNA. RefSeq lists its product as uncharacterized. The record is from RefSeq and is a predicted model, not a curated record. The coding region runs from base 102 to 3305 and encodes 1067 amino acids. Gene Ontology annotation, cellular component: cytosol. The transcript has 2 exons. NCBI's taxonomy places the organism in Eukaryota, Metazoa, Mollusca, Gastropoda, Lepetellida, Haliotidae. Gene Ontology annotation, molecular function: 5-oxoprolinase (ATP-hydrolyzing) activity. Gene Ontology annotation, biological process: glutathione metabolic process.
UUAAAGAGCUUACACCAGCUAGGUGUUAUACGUGCUCACUCAUACAUUGCUUCAAUAUUCAACUCAGAAUCUUUCCUCAGCUGGACGUCAAGUACAGAAAUAUGAGCGACAAGCCCGUGAUUCCAGUCGUCGUAGGCGUAGAUGUAGGAGGGACCAACACUGAUGCCGUUGUCAUAACGAAGGACGUCGACAAGCCCGUGGUCAUUGCUGGUGUGAAGGAGCUUACCACCAGUGACGUGACUACCGGGGUGCAGAGAGCGGUCAGCAAGGUCCUGAGUGAAGCGUGCAGGUCUGGGACGUCUGUCGGUGUUGUCCAAGUCAACAUAGGAACCACCCACUUCGUAAACGCUGCAGUACAGGGGAGGGAUUUAGCGAAGGUGUCAGUUAUCCGUCUCUGUGGUUCAGUGUCAGAAGCUCUUCCGCCAUUUAGCGACUUUCCAAAGCAUUUGAAGGAUAUCAUUUGUCAUACGACGCAUCUUGUUGCUGGUGGGUACCGAUUUGAUGGAAGGGCGAUUGAUGAUGUCAAAAGGGACGAGAUUGAGAAGAUUGUGAAAGCAUCAGGAGACAUAGGGUUUGUUGUUUGUGGGGUUUUCUCCCCCAUUAGAUAUGAUCAGGAACUUGAAGUGGAGAAAAUCCUCAGGGAAAUAACGCCAGAUGCCAGCGUGACGCUAUCACACGACAUUGGUCAUCUUGGGUUGCUUGAAAGAGAAAAUGCUGCAAUUCUGAACGAAUGCCUCAAGCCACUUUGUCAACGAACAAUCGAUGGUUUCAGAGACGCCUUAGGAAAUAUUGGCCUGGACUGUCCUAUCUACCUCACGCAGAAUGACGGAACCAUCAUCAGUUCAGACAAGGCUAGACAAUAUCCGGUCUUUACAUUCGCUUCCGGGCCUACCAACAGCAUGCGAGGAGCAGCAUUCCUGUCAGCGAUAGAGGAUGCAAUAGUGGUUGACAUCGGAGGUACAACGACCGAUGUUGGUGUUUUGAAGAAUGGCUUCCCACGAGAAGCAUCAACUCAGGUCAAGAUAGGUGGCGUCAGGACCAAUUUCCGCAUGCCCGAUGUUCUAAGUAUUGGUCUUGGAGGAGGUUCGUAUGUAAUUCCUCGAACAAACGAGUCAGAUGGGAUCUCAAGCAUUGCCGUGGGACCAUUGAGUGCUGGGUUCAACUUAAAGAACGAGGCACUGGUCUUCAGCAGCGAGGCUGGAGAGGAAGGGAGAUCCAUCACAACAACAGACAUAGCUGUUGCUGCAGGUUUAGUUGAGCUUGGCAACAAGGACUUCAUACAAGGCAUUUCAGAAACUGUUGUAACGAUGGCGCUGGACCGGAUGCAUGAAAUGAUUGAGGCAUCUAUUGACAAGGUUAAACUGAGUGAUCAAUCACUGCCUGUAAUCCUCGUGGGAGGUGGCAGUAUCCUUGUGGACCUGAAGCGAAAUCUAACUGGUGCCUCUGAAGUCUUAAUGCCGCAACAUUAUGGUGUCGCAAACGCUAUUGGGGCUGCUCUUAGUCAGGUGUCAGGUAGUAUUGAUUACGUCGUCAGUAUAUUAGACAUGAUAGACAGGACAGCCAUGGACAAAUGUGUGGAGGAGGCUCUUGGCAGGGUAACAGAAGAUCCUGAUGGAAAGGAAAGCGAAAUGGCAGAAGAGCUUGCAAGAAAACCAUUCAUCGUUAAGGCAAGAGAUGAAGCCUUAGCCUCAGCUAUAACAAGAGCUACAGCUGUAGCAGUUGAGGCAGGGGCUGAUUCGUCCACUGUACACGUUGCAGAAAAACAAGAUAUGACGUUGUCCUACAUGCCGGGUCAAGCGACAAGAAUCAAGGUGAAGGUAGUUGGCGAUCUCGCGGACCAUGUGCAGAGAAAUGUCAAGGUUGAAAAAUGGCUUGCUCCUGAAGAUGAAAAUUUGGGAUCUCUAUCACUGAAAACUAUGCAUUCAAAACAAGAGGUGUCUGCUGGGGGAACUAAACUGUCCGGAAAGGAUGAUGGAAACGAUGCAACCAAGGUUCCCAUGGAUCCCACAAUUGACCCUGAAACUGGGGCGUGGAGUUUAUCAGAAUGGGACAUCGAAUGUAUUGUUGUUGGAGCUGGUAUUUUCGGAUGUGGAGGCGGAGGAAAUCCCCACCUUGGGAGGCUCCGCGCUUUAGAAGCUGUUCGGAGUGGGAAAGAAAUUAAAAUCAUAACCCCAGAACGUCUGCUGAUGAAUGCAGAUCCCGAAAACGAUCUCGUUAGCAUUGUCUGUUUUUAUGGAGCGCCACUGAUAAUGUAUGAACAGCUUGUGUCAUCUAAAGAAACAUCUGCAGCGCUGAGAUGUAUAGAGGAUGUAUUUAACAUUGGCCGGUUCCAAAACGGGACACUAGACAACAAGUCAGGAGUCACGAUUGAAGAGAAAGCUGGCAUGCGGUUCAUAAGUGAUUACCAACAAACGGGCAGUCACAACUCAGGUUCCCCUUCAGUCAAAGGAAAACAAAUCAAAGCUUUAAUGGCUGUUGAAAUUGGAGGAAUGAAUGCCAUUGAACCAUACCUAGUCGCUGCCGAUCUUAAUCUUCCCGUUGUGGAUGCUGACACAAUGGGGAGAGCAUUCCCGAAGCUCAGCAUGAUGUGCCCGUACAUGUAUGGCCUUCCUGCAUAUCCUACAGCACUGGUGGACGACAGAAACCGUCGGGCUGUGAUGCUAGAAGCUCCUACCGCAACUCUUGUUGAACAUCACUUCCGGGAUGUUGUGACCGAAAUGGGAUGUUCAGCUGGCUGUUCUUUCUCUCCUCUUGUCAAAGAGGAUGUUCUGACGAAAUGUGUCCAGCACACCAUCAGUCGCGCUUGGAGACUGGGAAACGCCAUCCUCCGUUCAAGAAUAGAGAAGACGUCGCCCAUUGAAGCAAUUCUUAAAACAGAGACAUCUAUUCAUGUCAUGAUUGGGAAGAUCAGAGAUGUUCAAAGGGAGACCAGAGGUGGCUACAACAAAGGUCGUGUCAUCAUCGAGGGGUUAGAGAAGUAUUCUGGACAAAAGGUACUCAUCAAUUUCCAAAACGAGAAUUUAGUAAUAAUACCUCUAGGUGAGAACAAUGACGAAGGUGACGUCAUUGCGUGCGUCCCUGACCUCAUUGCUAUCAUUGACGCUGAUACUGCUGAGCCAAUCACAACGGAGGAGGUCCGGUACGGCAUGAGGGUUUCCGUUAUUGUGAUAGCGUCUGCGGACAUACUUAGAACUGACACUGCCUUGAAGUAUGUCAGCCCGCAGGCUUUUCAGUAUCCAGAGAGUGUCAAAUUUCAACCAUUUGGGCAAAGCAAAGUAACCGUUCCAAUUCCACCAACUGAGUGAACAUGUCACAGACGUUUGAUACCCACAAGACUUUGAUGGAGUUUCCUUCUUUGUUCCUAUGCUAAAUCAAAAUGUUUGAUUACAUAUGUACUGGUUCCAUUUCCAACAGAAAUUAUCAUUGAUGCUAAGUAUAUGAAAUUAAGAGCUUUGAUUGAUUUGUAACAUUCGUCUGCUGAGACUCCAAGGUAGAACCUAUUGAAAUGAACCUAUUAAAUUCAUUAAUUC